Messenger RNA from Sinocyclocheilus rhinocerous, 539 nucleotides. RefSeq names its product protein odd-skipped-related 2. NCBI's taxonomy places the organism in Eukaryota, Metazoa, Chordata, Actinopteri, Cypriniformes, Cyprinidae. The transcript is spliced from 2 exons. The record is from RefSeq and is a predicted model, not a curated record. The coding region runs from base 222 to 539 and encodes 105 amino acids.
GGAGACUCUCCUGACUGCUGAGUGGAGUGUUUCAGGCUGUGAGUAGAGACGUGGCUGUACCUGAACUGUUUCUGAAGGCGGGGGGCAGGAUGAGCGCAUGCGAGGGGGCUGCAAACCACAGCAGGUUCGGCUGACAUCCUGCCUCUCUGUAGCUGCUCCGUCUCACUCCAGCUCCUCGCCACCUCUCAGCCUGUUCCAGGAUCCUCGAGUUCGGUUCCGAGAUGAGCAGUAAAGCGUUACCGGCGCCGAUCCCGCUGCACCCGGCGCUGCAGCUCAACUACGCGUUCCUGCAGACGCUCAACGCGUUCCCCGCCGCCGUGGAUCAUCUGUACGGCCUGAGCUCGGUCCAAACCAUGCAGAUGAACCACUGGACUCUGGGCUACCCGCCCGUUCAGGGCCUCGUGGACCCGCGCUUUCCGUUCGCCGCGCACCUCUUCCACCCCAAACCCGCUGCCGCGCUGCACAAGGACAGACCCAGAUUCGACUUCGCGAACCUCGCGGCGGCGGCCACGCAGGAGGAUCGCGACGCCACAGUCUGA